GGGCGGAGCUCCCUCGCGCCGAGUCGUCGUCGCCGCAUGGCCGGUCGCGGCGGCCCUGGCAGAAAGCGAGCUCCGCGCUGCCCGCCGGCCCCUUCUGCACAGACUGAAACAUGGCUGAGGAUCCUCAGAGAAAUUUCCGAUCGGUGUAUUAUGAAAAAGUAGGAUUUCGUGGUGUUGAAGAAAAGAAAUCAUUGGAAAUUCUUCUGAAAGAUGAUCGGCUUGAUAUUGAGAAGCUUUGCACAUUCAGUCAGAGGUUUCCUCUCCCAUCCAUGUAUCGGAUCCUUGUGUGGAAGGUGCUUCUAGGAAUUCUUCCUCCUCACCAUGAAUCUCACGGGUUUGUGAUGCGAUGCCGAAAGGAGCAGUAUAAGGAUGUGCACCAUGCGCUCCGAGUAAUUCGCUUUAUCAAGGAUUCUACCCCACAGGUUGAAGUUUUCCUCCGGAUAUACCAGCUGGAGACGGGAAAGCUUCCUCGGAAUCCAUCUCUCUCUUCGGAAGCCGAGGACGAGGUAUUCCUUGCCAUUGCUAAAGCUAUGGAAGAAAUGGUAGAAGAUCACAUUGAUUGUUAUUGGCUCAUCAGUAGCUUUGUGAACCAGUUGAACAAUAAGUACAAGGAUUCAAUACCACAGCUGCCAAAACUUUUGGAACAAUACCUGAACCUUGAAGACAGCGGACUCUUAACGCAUCUGAAGUUGUGUUCAGCAAUGAGCCAUCUUCCUUACAAUCUUUGGUUUAGAAAGUGUUUUGCGGGUUGUCUACCUGAAUCCAGCUUACAAAGGGUUUGGGACAAAGUUAUUAGCGGCUCCUGCAAAAUUCUUGUCUUCGUUGCUGUUGAGAUUUUAUUAACCUUUAAAAUGAAGUUGAUGGCCUUGAAUAGUGCAGGAAAGAUUCAACAGUUUUUGGAAAAUAUACCUCAAGAUAACACGGAUGCAAUAGUGAGCAAAGCGAUUGAGCUGUGGCACAAACAUUGUGGGACCCCUGCCCACUCAGUCUGAGACCAUGCGGCCCACGAUCCACCCAGCAUGUGAAACCAUCAACAGCCAACCUGGGAGAUCCCUCCAGUCCUGGUAGGCAGUUGAGCACUGACAAUAAAAUAUUGAUUCUCACAG
Lacerta agilis (Sand lizard) is the source of this 1106-nucleotide messenger RNA. RefSeq names its product TBC1 domain family member 7 (gene TBC1D7). The transcript has 9 exons. Bases 111 to 992 code for a protein of 293 amino acids. Gene Ontology annotation, molecular function: GTPase activator activity. NCBI's taxonomy places the organism in Eukaryota, Metazoa, Chordata, Lepidosauria, Squamata, Lacertidae. The record is from RefSeq and is a predicted model, not a curated record. Gene Ontology annotation, biological process: activation of GTPase activity; negative regulation of TOR signaling.